This is a messenger RNA of Strongylocentrotus purpuratus (purple sea urchin), 5331 nucleotides long. RefSeq names its product wingless-related MMTV integration site 5A. Gene Ontology annotation, molecular function: cytokine activity; frizzled binding. Gene Ontology annotation, cellular component: extracellular region. NCBI's taxonomy places the organism in Eukaryota, Metazoa, Echinodermata, Echinoidea, Camarodonta, Strongylocentrotidae. Bases 550 to 1797 code for a protein of 415 amino acids. The transcript has 5 exons. Gene Ontology annotation, biological process: canonical Wnt signaling pathway; neuron differentiation; multicellular organism development. The record is from RefSeq and is a predicted model, not a curated record.
ACAACCAGGUAAUCAUUUGUCUCGCAGGCAGCUGACGUACAAGGACCUAUCCGUCAGACUCUCUCUCUCUCACUCCUCAUCUUUUCGAGCUUACGAGAGACAGCUCUCAGAAGCCGAAGGUGGCAAAUUUUAACAAGUUUCGCAAGAUUUUCGCCCGGCUUUGUCAAAACAUUGAAUAUUGAUCUCCGUCAUCAAAUUUCAUUCGGGACAAUUCUACGUCAUCUUUUUGAGGCAUGUUGAUGGUUUCUAUCUUGGAAAGACCUUGUGGAUUACGUUCCUCCCACAUACCAUGAUCAAAGGUAGGAAUAAGGAAGGACUUUGCUCGAAAAGCGGCCGGUAGUGAUUGAGGAUACAGCACUGAUUUUUUACUCUUGGACAGGUAGGAGACGGCAGUUCUACUGACAAAGAACCUGCUUUUUUACCAACCCACAAAGAAGGAGGGAAGCAUAAAUACAGAAAAGCUUCGUCAAUUUCAUCUCAUCGGCGUGAUGACGAAGAUCAUUCUGUCCCAUGAACUAUAGCUGUUGGCUUUGAUUAUUAAAAAGCAAAAUGGAAACGUGUACGAACUCCUUAUCGAGUAACUCUCCGUCUGCCAGCCCUUGCAAGAACAUGACGUCGAAUCGGAGAUCGCAGACGUCUUGGAAGAUAAGUCGACGCUUCUCUCGUCUCCUAUGUCGACCGUCUAUGACGAUACUAUCAAACGCCUUAAUCUUACUUUGGACUUUUGUUGGAAUUUUAUCACCAUCCUUCACGAGAGCACAAGAUACAACAUGGAUAAAUCUAGGACUGGACACGAGAGUCCAGCAAUUCGAUGCCUUCCGGAACCCAGAGCUGUUCAUCCUGGGCACCCAACCCCUGUGCAGUGAGUUACUUGGUCUGUCCCCGGGUCAGCAGAAGCUAUGCCAGCUCUACCAGGACCAUAUGGCACCCAUUGGUGAGGGUGCCAAGAUGAGCAUCGACGAGUGCCAGAACCAGUUCACCAACAGAAGGUGGAACUGCAGCACGGUCGAUAGCAAUAAUGUCUUUGGAAAGGUGCUCAGCAUAUCGAGUCGUGAGGCAGCGUUCACCUACGCGAUCACGUCAGCGGGCGUGGUCAACGCCAUCAGUCGAUCAUGCAGGGAAGGACAGCUCUCAACAUGCGGGUGUGGCAAGUCGCCACGCCCACCAGACAUCCCUCGGGACUGGGUGUGGGGAGGAUGCGGCGACAACAUCGACUACGGCUUCCGUUUCGCCAGGGAGUUCGUCGACGCCCGUGAGAUGGAGACGAACCCUCAACGAGGAAGCUUCGCCUAUGAUCGGAUGAAGAUGAACCUGCAUAAUAAUGAAGCUGGUAGAAAGGCGGUUUACGAUAACGCGGGAACCGAAUGCAAGUGCCACGGUGUGUCCGGAUCGUGCAGUCUGAAGACAUGCUGGUUACAGCUGAGUCCUUUCAACCGUGUCGGCACCAUUCUCAAGGACAAGUACGACGGCGCCACCAACGUCCGCGUCAACAAGAAAGGCAGGCUGGUGAACAGCGAUGCCCGUUUCAACAAGCCAACCCGUGAUGACCUGGUGUACCUUCAGCCGUCACCAGACUACUGUCUUCCUGACAUACAGACUGGUUCAUUGGGCACGACGGGUCGCGAGUGUAACAAGACAUCCAUGGGAACCGAUGGAUGCACGUUGAUGUGCUGUGGAAGAGGCUACAACUCCUUCACGAAGGAGGUCGUCGAAAGAUGCAAAUGCAAAUUCAAGUGGUGCUGCUACGUCAAGUGUCGGAAGUGCAGAACAUUGGUUGAUGUACAUGUUUGUAAAUAGAACAGAACAUUUUGCACAAAACUAGUACUUUUGUGGACGUAUUUAUAAUGUGACAAUGCACCAGUUAGAGGUCAUCCUACAGUUUCAUCCUACAGAUUCUGCCAUGCAGCGUCAUAAGCCAGAGUGGAACUGCAACAUAGAUGACGCUCAAUCUUCUUCCUUGUCCAGAUAUCCUUAAGCUUCAAGAGUGUCUUCGGGAGUGUUUUCCUGAAUACGUCUAUGUCUACAUCUACGGUAGACGUCUUUAGAUGGAGACUCCUGUCAUUUCAAAAGCAAGAGAAAUGGGUUAUCAUGUACUUUGUCGUCGGGAAAUGAAAAUCUAUUCUAGAGCCAGAAUGUGUGCAAAGUGUGCCAUUUGAUUGAGUUGGUGGCCGUUAUGGUUUUGCAUUGUUAUGUGUACAGUCUUGUACAGGUUGUAACAUGGUACAUUUAUAAGUUAUUUGAUCUCACUUUGCCGAUGUUUCAAGGAAAGAAAGCUGCAAAAUGUUGGAGAUGGUCUUAGUCUGAUUUACAGAAAACCGUAGGUAUAGUAAAGUGAUCGGAUGCCGUAUGAAUUACGAAAAUUGUAUUUGGAUAAUUCAUAAUGUUCAUAAUUUAUCGGCAACAUAAUGUUAGACCAACUAUUGUAAAUCGUAUCAGGGUGAAUCAUGAAUAUUUUACGUGAUGAAGAUGAAAAAUCACGAGGUAUUACACGAGGCUGUAACCUUGUUCUCGGUAGGCCUUCGCAUGGCCUUAACGGGAAAGAAGUUAGAACACUAUAGGAAGUCACCUACUUGUUUCAAAGACAGACUGUUACGAACAAGUUAGCCUCUGUCAGUCAAGGUGUACCAUGUCCCGUUACAAACGUGCUGUAAUCAUGGAACCAAUGGUCAAGAUAUUGGUAGUUGUUCUUGGUGACCAUUUGAAAAUUAGUUGGAUAUUACACCAAUGCACAAAGGGAACGUGAACCUCAUACACACAUAUAGCAUUCGAUGACGUUGACUGCCGAGCGGAUGUUUCCUUUGAAAUAAUGUUGAAUGAUCAUCAAAACGAACUGAAAUGGCGCCCUGUACAGACUAUGCGAUGAAAUGACGGAUGAGAAUUCGAGAUGCGCCUGAUGAAAAUUUAAAAAUGUAUUUAAUAUUAAUUAUAAUCAUAAUAUGGACUUGUGGCUACCAGAAGCGUGAUGAAAUUAAUUGAACCUUAUGCACAGUUUCUGUGACAACCUGACCGGAAGAUAUGUUUUGGGGGACUAACACGAGAGACAAUAACAUCACGUUUGGUAGUAGGUAAAUAUAUAUCUCGGGAUAGCGACAUACAAUUGAGGAUGUGUUAUCCGGUAAUAACAUUGGAAUUCCACAAACAAUUAUUGGAAAUGUAGUUUUUUGUAGCUAUAAGACAGGGUCCACAUCCAAUUGGAACUAAUUAUAAGACAUAUAACAGUUUGAGAAAUUGCAGUAUACCUUAAAAUCACUAGUUACAUUAUCCAUAAGAGAUACUUGCAAUGGAAAAGUUGUCUAGAACAUCGUUCUUGACUUGUAAAGCUCUUAAACAAAAUAAUACACUAUGUAAAGGAAUACCUUUAUGGUUACUAAAGAGUAACACAUAAACCCACAGUACGGAAAACUUCCUUUGAUCACAGUACUAUGAUGAAAUCACCAUUUCCACCGAGGAUGUACAAAAAUCACCUACGUAAAUUAUUGGAAACUCAGUCUCGAAAAUAAGAAUGGUAAAACUUAGUACGUCUCAUAAUUGCAGCAGUGAUUAUAAUAGCAAUGCUCUGUUUCGUGUAAGCUGUAUAACUAGUGAAAUGUUCAGUGAAAUUUCACGAUAAUUAUGUCACGAUGUUUAAAAUCCUACGCACAUUCUCACGUGUGCAGGAAUUCUUUGAAGAUGAAGUGUAAAUCAGUGUAUCACUUUGAUGAUACAGCUAGCAAUUUAUUGUUCCUUUUAGCCGCUUCAUAACUCAUGUAUUAGGAUAGGAAGAGAACAAUACGCACAACUGUGAUCAAAUGUUACUUGUGUUUCUUACCAUAAUUUAUACCUAUGGUUCGGGAAUACCUGCAUUUUUCUUUUCUUAAAAUGUUACAUUAGGUGAUAAUUUUUGCUUUUGACAUGAUGGUGUUAGGGUUUAUAAAUGAUUUAGGACUAAAGGUAUCGAUAAAAACAUAUUUAUAGCCUCUGUAAUAAAACAUAGACAACGUUAUACCUUUAUCUUUAGUAUAGUUAGCUCUACAAGAUGUAGACUAUUAUAGCUACAAGCUACAACCAUAAAGCUGCUUUAUUAGAUGUUAUCAGUUAUGUUUAGCAAACCAUUUUGGGGGUUUAAAAUCUGUUAUAAAGGUAUAUGUUUUCAUGUCUCUAAAUCUGACAUUAUUGUAUAUUAUUUUUCUCGAAUGUUUGUGUAUACCGAAAUGAUGGAACUUUUGUAAAUAACUGAAAAUAUGUAUUUUUAGCUAAAUAAAAUAUUCAUGUAUUGACUUGGCGGAUGAACAGAAGGGAAUGUAAUUUCUCGAAUUUAUUGUAAUGAUAACAAACGAAGUUGUGUUGUUCUCUUCUCUUUGAAUAAAGUACAGUAGUUCGAUUAUUAUAUUACUUGGAGAGAGAAAAAGACAUCACCAAGAAAAUGCUCCUACACUAUUGUUGAUUUAAAUUCAUUAACGGUAAUUUUGAAGAAUGAAAAGAGGUUUACAUAAAUUAUUUGUCGUUGUGGCACACUAUUCUGUUGAAGCUUUUUACCAAUGUGAAGUCUUUUCAAAAUUUUGUACCUAGAUUUGUAGGAAUGCUUGCUAAAGUAUUACAUGGAAAUGCGUUAGGCGAAUGAGGAACAAAAAUACAGAACCCUCAUGAAUAAAUUACCAUCUCCAUCUGUUAUUCACUAGUAUUUUCAUCAUUCAAGAGUAUGAUAGUUUCCUGGAGAUAACGUUGGGAAAUUAGCUGCUACGUCAGAAAACAGGGUUUGUUCAUCCCUAUUCGUCUUUGCCAUUCGUUUUCACACACACACCCCUCUCUCUCUCUCUCUCUCUCUCUCUCUCUCUCUCUCUCCAUCUCCCUCCAUUAUACUCUAACUCCCUCCCUCCCUCCAUUGCUUGUUUUCAGCCACUUACAUAAUAAUGUUUUCCUUCAUUUAACUUUGAUGGCGUUUUUCUUCUUCUCCAUGUCUGCCAAGUACUCUAUUUCAUUUUAUUAUAUGUGGGGGUCUUCCCACUGUAUAAAGUACUUUUUGAUAGAUAUUCUCUCUCAUCAUGCUCACAUUCUUCCGAAACUGUAGAGAGAUGCAUUAAUAAUCUUGCUUCUAAUAUAUGAAACAAAUUUUAAUUACUGAUUUAAAAAAAAACACGUUGAAAUGCAUGAAAUAACUCAAUUAAAUGAGAAAUGAAAUAAUAUAAUGCUUGAUAUCAUUCGAGGCUCCUACUUUUCUUUAAAGAAGGAUACUGUUUAUCCAAUAAUACAGUAUCGAUAUGGUUGUAUUUUGUAGUAUUCAUUCAGUGUACCACCGAUAUGAUGUUAUAUAUUUUCGAGAGAUCGCAUUAAAACUGAGCGUGAAACUAAUCA